Messenger RNA from Striga asiatica, 837 nucleotides. Lineage: Eukaryota; Viridiplantae; Streptophyta; Magnoliopsida; Lamiales; Orobanchaceae. The record is from the annotation of a GenBank genome assembly.
AUGUCCAGGUACAGGCCCAUUGCCCCCAAGCCCGAUACCCCAAACCCUAACUCCGCCGCCGACGGCGACCAGAAAUCCCCUUACCUGAGGACCGUGUGGGCCCACCUCCAGUCCCGCCCCACCCGCACCCGCAAGCGCGGCCGCGCCGCCGCCUUCUCCCCGGCCUCCGUCAAGCGCUCCCGCGCCUGCCUCGUCCAUCCGCUGGCCUACCACAAUCUCGCCGCGAAUCUGAAAUUCGUCCCUGUCGGCUGCUGCCUCGACUCGGCCGUGACCUUGCUGGCCGACUCCGUCGAGCUUCCCCUGCUCCGCCGUAAGGAGAAGGAGAUAGAUCUGAAUCUGACGGCGGCGGCGGAGGAGGAGGAGAGGGAUAUACCGGUCGGACCGGUCGUGGUCUCGCCCAAACCGAUCCGGCCGGUCGGUUCGAGCGUGGUGGUGGAGAGCAUCUCCGGGGAUCCACGGCGGUUCGCGGCGGCGAAGGGCGCGGACGCGGUGGAGGAGAUGGUGGAGGCGGAGCGGGCGCCUGCAAUCGUGUCGGACUCGAGGGACAGGGUGAGGAUGUGCAACGCAGCGUACAGGGAGCUGGUGGGGCAGCCGGAGUGCGGGUGGCUGGACUGCACCGGCGGCGGCGGCGCGUGUAGGAGGAUCGGCGGCGGGAUCUGGCUGCGGUUCGCGGGGUCUGAGGUGGAGAAGUGUGAGCAUGGGUUCAGUGGGCGGGUGAGGAUCGAGUGGGAGAGUGGUGAAGGGGUGAAGAACAAGUGCGUGAGGGCUUUUUGCGAGGGCCUAAAAUUGGAGUGUAUGGCUAAGGACUACCAGUUUAUGUGGAGGUUUUACCUGUAG